This is a messenger RNA of Hemicordylus capensis (graceful crag lizard), 3230 nucleotides long. It is a transcript of the gene GFPT2, whose product is annotated as glutamine-fructose-6-phosphate transaminase 2. Bases 176 to 2224 code for a protein of 682 amino acids. Gene Ontology annotation, molecular function: carbohydrate derivative binding; L-glutamine:D-fructose-6-phosphate transaminase (isomerizing) activity. The transcript is spliced from 19 exons. Lineage: Eukaryota; Metazoa; Chordata; Lepidosauria; Squamata; Cordylidae. The record is from RefSeq and is a predicted model, not a curated record. Gene Ontology annotation, biological process: fructose 6-phosphate metabolic process; protein N-linked glycosylation; UDP-N-acetylglucosamine metabolic process.
CCUUCCUUCCACGGCACUGCCGGAGCUUGCGCUAUCCGCCAAGGGGGCGGACCAAGCCACAUUAUAAAGGGCAGGCAGAGGAGCUGGGGGCUGAUCCUGGACUCAGCGUGGCUGCUCCUCGUCCGGAAAGGAAGGCAGCGAAAGGGACUGCGCGGCGACAUCCUCCCUCUCAGCCAUGUGCGGAAUCUUUGCUUAUCUGAACUACCGAGUGCCUCGGACCAGAAAGGAGAUAUAUGAGACACUAAUAAAAGGGCUACAAAGACUAGAAUACAGAGGCUAUGACUCUGCAGGUGUGGCAAUUGAUGGGAAUAAUAAUGAAGAUAAGGAAAGGUUCAUCAAACUAGUCAAGAAAAGAGGAAAAGUAAAGGCUCUUGAUGAGGAACUGCAAAAACAAGGUGGCCUGGACUUGAAAGCAGAUUUUGAGACUCAUUUUGGCAUUGCUCACACUCGCUGGGCAACCCAUGGAGUACCAAAUGCAGUGAACAGCCACCCUCAAAGAUCAGAUAAACAUAAUGAAUUUGUUGUUAUCCAUAACGGGAUCAUUACAAAUUACAAAGACUUAAGGAAAUUUUUGGAGACCAAAGGCUAUGAGUUUGAAUCUGAAACAGAUACUGAAACCAUUCCAAAGCUGAUCAAAUAUAUGUAUGAGAACAGAGAGACUGAGGACAUGAGUUUUUCUGCACUGGUUGAGAGAGUCAUUCAGCAAUUGGAAGGGGCUUUUGCUCUGGUUUUCAAAAGUAUCCACUAUCCAGGAGAAGCUGUUGCUACAAGGAGGGGGAGUCCUCUACUUAUUGGAGUUCGUAGCGAAUCUAAGCUUUCCACUGAGCAAAUUCCAGUCUUAUAUCGAACAUGUAACAUUGAGAAUGUAAAAAACAGAUGCAAAACACGAAUGAAAAGACUGGAUAGUUCUACCUGCCUUCAUGCAGUUGGAGACAAAGCUGUUGAAUUCUUCUUUGCUUCAGAUGCAAGUGCUAUAAUUGAACAUACCAACAGAGUCAUUUUUCUAGAAGAUGAUGACAUUGCAGCAGUGGCAGAAGGAAAGCUUUCUAUUCACCGGCUGGAACGUUCUGCUAGCGAUGACCCAUCUCGAGCUAUACAGACUUUGCAAAUGGAAUUGCAGCAGAUCAUGAAAGGCAACUUCAGUGCUUUCAUGCAGAAGGAAAUAUUUGAACAACCCGAAUCUGUUUUCAAUACGAUGAGAGGAAGGGUAAACUUUGAAACAAAAACAGUUCUCUUGGGUGGCUUGAAGGACCACUCAAAAGAAAUUAGAAGGUGCAGACGACUGAUCAUUAUUGGCUGUGGAACUAGUUAUCAUGCUGCGGUGGCUACUCGUCAAGUGUUGGAAGAACUGACGGAGCUGCCUGUGAUGGUAGAGCUCGCCAGUGACUUUCUGGAUCGGAAUACACCUGUGUUUAGAGAUGAUGUAUGCUUUUUUAUCAGCCAGUCAGGUGAAACUGCUGAUACACUGAUGGCUUUACGGUAUUGUAAGGAUCGUCGAGCUUUGACUGUUGGAAUCACAAACACUGUUGGAAGCUCAAUAUCCAGGGACACUGACUGUGGCGUACAUAUCAAUGCUGGGCCUGAGAUUGGUGUUGCAAGCACAAAGGCUUAUACCAGUCAGUUCAUAUCUCUUGUGAUGUUUGGUUUGAUGAUGUCUGAAGAUAGAAUUUCCUUGCAAAACAGAAGGCAGGAGAUCAUAAGUGGACUGCACUCAUUGCCUGAGUUGAUAAAAGAAGUAUUGUCCUUGGAUGAGAAGAUACAUGAUUUGGCACUUGAAUUAUAUAAACAACGCUCACUUUUGGUUAUGGGUCGUGGUUACAACUAUGCCACUUGCUUGGAAGGGGCAUUGAAAAUCAAGGAGAUUACAUAUAUGCACUCUGAAGGUAUCCUGGCUGGGGAACUGAAGCACGGGCCACUGGCUCUUAUAGAUAAACAAAUGCCAGUUAUCAUGAUCAUUAUGAAAGACCCUUGUUUCACAAAAUGCCAGAAUGCUCUACAACAGAUCAUUGCUCGCCAGUGUCGCCCAGUUAUUUUAUGUUCUAGAGAAGAUACUGAGAGUUCAAAAUUUGCUUAUAAAAGCAUUGAGCUGCCGCAAACAGUGGACUGCCUGCAAGGAGUUUUAAGCGUUAUCCCUCUACAGCUGCUUUCAUUCCACCUGGCUGUUCUCAGAGGAUAUGAUGUGGAUUUCCCAAGGAAUCUGGCCAAAUCUGUGACUGUGGAAUAGGAAAUAUGCCAUAAAAUAUUUGCUAUCAACAGUCCGAAGUUAUAUUUCCAUCAGUGAGUCUCUAGCAGAGUGGACUUUCAAUUCCCAUCUACUAAGCAUAUCACUACAGAGCAAAACUCAAUGGGAGUUUUGAUGUGGAAAGCUUGAGCCAGUGUAACUGAUACAUCUACUGUACAGUGGGUUCAUUGCUAACUGGAAAGUAUUUGGGAAGGUGGGAUUUUUUGUGUGUGUUUUUUAAAAAUCUGCUUUAAGUGCCUUUAAAUAGCUGUUACAGGCCUUGCACCUAAGUGCACUUGCUUAUAGCCUAUAGCAUCUACAGUUGCCAAAGAAAAGAAGAUAAUUGUUUACAUAUGGUUAAUGAAUGGUCUCUUCUAUUACAGUGCAAUAUGUAUAUAGCUUUCUUUGAGUUACUGUGAAUAAGACAACACUCUAUGUGGCCUGAUCCUAUACAUACUUACUCAGAAAUAAAUCUCACUAAGAUGAAUGAGGUUUACUCCCAAGUAAGUGUGCAUAGGAUUGUUGCCUUGGUUUUGAAUACAAAGUAUUUAUAUAUACACAAAUGUAUAGCAUUUAAGUUAUUUUUAGUAAACAGCCUGCCUGUAGUAGUGGUAAUGCCCAGGAUUAAGACCUGUGCUCAUUAAAAUUUUACUAAUUGUAUACAAAUUCUCUUACACUUAUAUUUGUACUUUUAACUGGAAUUCUAGGUCCUAUAUUUCCCCCUUUUCCCACCUACUUAUGGGAUUGAGAAAAUCUGACCUAUCAGUAUCUUCACAGAUCUUUCCUUUGUCCUUCCAUCUUCUUCUGCACUAUUGUGAAUAAAAGUUUCUCAAGCAUUAUUCAGACUUAGCUCCGUUUUGCUGAAAUAGCCAAAACAGCAUUGUACUUGAGCCAGACUCUUGUCUAACCCCAUAAAUCUAUUGUACAUUGUGUGAGCUCAAUAUGUUUCUAUUUAUCUAUUGUACAACUAAAAUGCUAUGCAAUUAAAGAAAAUAUUGACUACAAAAAA